GCUCUUGGAGAAAAAGAGAGAGAGAGAGAGAGAGGGAGAGAUGGAUUCAGUGGUGGUGAAGAGAUCAUCAUCAGCUCCUUCUAAUGGAGGAAUGAAUGACAUGAGAGGAGUGAUGAUGGUGGUAGUGAUAGUAGUGUUUGUGGGUUAUCUCUUCUUAUGGGUCAUGACUCCAACUAAUCUCUAUAGGCAGACAUGGUUGCCUAAGAUCCGAGCUGACACCAAUUCAACCUUCUUUGGAACACAAGGUACAACAAUUUUGCUAUACACGUUCCCCAUUCUCUUCAUUGCUGUCUUGGGCUGUGUGUAUCUCCACUCGGGCAAAAAAUAUGGUUCUAACAAUAUAGAAAGCAAUGGAAAAAAACAUAAACUAUCCAUAUGGAAGAGGCCAGUGAUCAUCAAAGGGCUAGGGAUUGUUUCAAGAAUAGAGCUAGCUUUCUUUGUGAUGUUCAUAGCUCUCUUGGUUUGGUCUUUCUCAACUUACUUGCGGGUCAGGUUUGCCAAGAUCACCCCACAAACAGCAGCGGACAACGGCGAGAAAGUGUGGGAAUCGAAGUUGGAAACCACAGCUCUGACGCUAGGGGUCGUGGGAAACAUAUGUCUUGCAUUUCUGUUUUUUCCGGUGAGCCGCUGCUCGGCAAUGCUACCACUCUUCGGCCUCACCUCCGAGGCCAGUGUCAAGUAUCAUAUAUGGGUUGGUCACAUUGCCAUGACUCUCUUCACUGCUCAUGGUGUUUGCUACUUCAUCUAUUGGUCUGUCACUCAUCAAUUAUCUGAGAUGCUGAAGUGGGACAAAACUGGUGUAUCAAAUGUAGCAGGGGAGAUGGCUCUGUUAUGUGGACUAGUCAUGUGGGUGACAACCUUGCCAAAAAUUAGGAAAAAGAUGUUUGAGCUCUUCUUCUACACUCACCACCUCUACAUCCUCUUCAUCUUCUUCUUCAUACUCCAUGUUGGCAUCUCUUACUCUUGCAUGAUGCUCCCUGGUCUUUACCUCUUCUUCAUCGAUCGCUUCUUGCGAUUCUUGCAAUCGCGAAGAGGGGUACGUUUAGUUUCUGCUCGAGUUUUGCCAUGCGAAACUCUAGAGCUCAACUUCUCCAAGAGCCGAGGCUUGAGUUAUACUCCAACAAGCAUUGUGUUCAUAAAUGUGCCUAGCAUUUCCAAGUUGCAGUGGCAUCCUUUUACAAUUAGUUCAAGCAGUAAUUUGGAGAGUGAGAAGCUUAGUGUAAUAAUCAGAGGUGAAGGAAGUUGGUCUAGGAAGCUUUACCAAAUGGUUUCAUCACCUUCUUCUUCUCUCGAUCACCUUGAUGUCUCCGUUGAAGGACCUUAUGGACCUUUCUCAACUGAUUUCCUAAGGCAUGACACACUAGUGAUGGUGAGUGGAGGCAGUGGCAUCACCCCAUUCAUCUCAGUCAUCAGAGAGCUCAUCUUCACGUGCGAAACACUCAAACUCAAGACUCCAAAGCUUCUUCUCAUCACUUCAUUCAAAAACUCCUCAGACCUCACCAUGCUAGACCUCCUCCUCCCCAUCUCCGGCACGCCAUCCAAAUACUCCAACUUCAAUCUCCAAAUUGAUGCCUACGUGACACGAGAGAAAGAAGCGACUAGGAUGAACCAAAAGCUCGUCCGAACAGUAUGGUUCAAGCCUAGAGCCUCAGAUUCACCUAUCUCUCCAAUUCUUGGCCAAAACAGUUGGAUUUGGCUCGGUGUUAUUGUGUCCUCUUCAUUCAUCAUGUUCCUCCUCUUGAUGGGUGUUUUGACCCGGUAUUACAUAUACCCGAUUGAUCAUAACACCAAUAAAGUGUAUUCAUACUCAUCAAGAGCUCUUUUGAACAUGUUGCUCAUAUGCAUCUGCAUAGCUAUCACUGCUAGUGCAGCUUUUUACUGGAACAAGAAACAAGGUAUUGGGGAGACAAACCAAGUUCAGAGCAUGGAAGGGGCGACACCGGUGGCAUCACCGAAUUCGUGGUUCUAUAAUGCGGAUAGAGAAUUGGAAAGCCUGCCACAAGAGUCAGUUUUUCAAUCUACGAAAGUGCAUUAUGGCGAAAGGCCUGACCUAAAGAGAAUAUUGUUCGAGCGCAAAGAAUCAAGCGUCGGAGUGCUUGUUUGCGGCCCCAAGAAGAUGAGACAUGAGGUUGCAAGCAUAUGUUCGUCAGGCUUGGCAGAUAACCUGCAUUUUGAGUCCAUCAGCUUCAGUUGGUAAGUUUACUCAUGUGCAAAGCAGGGUUGUAGUACUUGAGAGUGAAAUUUAAGAGUUUGGACCCAAAAAAACUGUUUUGUUGCAUUGUUGUUUGCCUUUUUUUUUUUUCUUCUUUUUCUUCAAUUGUGAGUUUGAAAUGUAAGUGUAAAGAGGAAGCCAACUCUUCCUUUCUUUGAAUAUGGAACAUAAAUAACAGGCUUCUGUAGAAAAUUUCAAGGAAAAGCUUCAUUUAAAUUACAGCUAA
This is a messenger RNA of Camellia sinensis, 2438 nucleotides long. Its product is annotated as ferric reduction oxidase 2. The record is from RefSeq and is a predicted model, not a curated record. Gene Ontology annotation, cellular component: plasma membrane. Gene Ontology annotation, molecular function: ferric-chelate reductase activity. NCBI's taxonomy places the organism in Eukaryota, Viridiplantae, Streptophyta, Magnoliopsida, Ericales, Theaceae.